Messenger RNA from Metarhizium brunneum ARSEF 3297, 675 nucleotides. RefSeq lists its product as uncharacterized. The record is from RefSeq and is a predicted model, not a curated record. Gene Ontology annotation, molecular function: protein-N-terminal-alanine acetyltransferase activity; protein N-terminal-serine acetyltransferase activity. Gene Ontology annotation, cellular component: cytoplasm. NCBI's taxonomy places the organism in Eukaryota, Fungi, Ascomycota, Sordariomycetes, Hypocreales, Clavicipitaceae.
AUGCCAUCACUCCAUGUCGAAACAAAGAAUCUUGCGGAUCCCACCAGUCCUGCAGAGGGCCAAGGUGCCGCAUCACAACCAGCACUCAGCCACCAACACGAACAUGCCACGUCACCAAGGACCAUCCGUGCACCGCCAGAACGUCUUGUUGAAGGCGACUUGGUUUUGAGAAGAUGGAAGCUCUCUGAUGCGGCCGAUCUACACGCGGCCGCGAGCAGCUCGGCCGUCGAGCUGGCGCGGUGGAUGCCGUGGGCUGCCGACGGAUACGAUCUCACCAAAGCACAGCAAUUCCUCGACUUCACAUCCAAAGCAUGGGACAACGGAGAGUCGUACGACUUUGCCAUCAUAGUUGAUGGCCGCAUCAGCGGCUCGUUUGGGCUGAUGACACCGGCUACCAAGGCACCCAAUACCCUCGAGGUCGGCUACUGGCUUGCGAAGGAAGCCACUGGUCGCGGACUCGCAACUCGCGCCGCGUCGCUUCUGACUCGUACAGCCUUUGCAGUGGGCGCCGAGCACGUGCAGAUCAGGCACGAUGAGCGCAACCAUCGAAGCGGUGCCAUCCCCCGCCGUCUCGGCUUCAAGUCUCUGGGCCUGGAAAGUCUUCCUGCGGGCAAGCGUGGAGGAAAGGAGGUCUCUUUGUUGUGGCAGAAGGACGUGGACAGUGAGACGAGCUGA